AAUGAAAAAACAGGGGGGUAGCAUUGUAAGCAAGAUAUAUUGUUCCUCGUAUGAACAAGUGUUUAUGGUGAGGAGCAGACCAAAUGUUGUGUAUGGAGGUGGCUUUGUGGUGUUGGAUUCGAACCAGACUGAAGUAUUCAGGGUUGAAGGGUGCGGGACUCUAGGGAAAAGAGCUGAUCUUCUUCUUAGAGAUUCUCAUGGUGAUGCUCUGCUCCUUAUUCGUCGAAAGGAUGGCUUUGUGGAGGCCUUGAGCUUACACAAACAUUGGAAGGGCUAUUCAUUAAUCGAUCAAAAGCUUGUAUUUACUUUAAAAGAACCUCCACCCAAGCUUCUCCAUCAUGUCCCAAAUAUCAGAAUCUCAACUCAAACAGGAAUUAGUUGCGCCUCCUUCUUCAACUGCAAGUAUGAUUUCGAGAUUAAGGGCUAUUUCCAAGAUAGAGAUUGCGCCAUAAUUGACUCCGAUGCCAAUGUCAUAGCUCAGGUUGGAAUAAAGAAAGAGGUGGAAAGCAAAGAUGUGUACGAGGUUGUGGUGAAGGCCGACGUUGACCAGGCUUUCGUGUUUGGCAUCAUUGCUGUUCUUGAUUAUGUCUUUGAUGGUUCUACCAAAUGCUAGUCGUAGUUCAUUCCCUUCAAUUUCAUCUCUACUAUGU
Messenger RNA from Impatiens glandulifera, 650 nucleotides. Its product is annotated as protein LURP-one-related 6-like. The transcript has 2 exons. The record is from RefSeq and is a predicted model, not a curated record. Lineage: Eukaryota; Viridiplantae; Streptophyta; Magnoliopsida; Ericales; Balsaminaceae. Bases 2 to 613 code for a protein of 203 amino acids.